Molecule: messenger RNA, 3498 nt
Organism: Loxodonta africana (African savanna elephant)
Lineage: Eukaryota; Metazoa; Chordata; Mammalia; Proboscidea; Elephantidae
Product: putative gustatory receptor clone PTE03
Exons: 1
Coding region: 1506-2444 (312 amino acids)
Biological process (GO): G protein-coupled receptor signaling pathway
Cellular component (GO): plasma membrane
Molecular function (GO): G protein-coupled receptor activity; olfactory receptor activity
Source: RefSeq, a predicted model, not a curated record
UGUUGGUAAUGACAGCGGUUUAUAAUAAUUAUGAUGUUUAUUACUAUGCUUUGUGAUAAUACUAUUAAUUAAAACAAUAAUAACAAGGGACGUCUUAGUCAUCUAGUGCUGUUAUAACAGAAAUAGCACACGUGGAUGGCUUCAGCAGACAGAAGUUUAUUUUCUCACAGUCUAGUAGGCUAGAAGUCCAAAUUCAGGGCGUCAGCUCCAGGGUAAGGCUUUCUCUUACUGUUGGCUCUGGAGGGAGGCCCUUGUCAUCAAUCUUAUUCUGGCCUAGGAGCUUCUCAGUGCAGAAACCCCAGAUACAAAGGAUGUGCUAUUCUCCUGGCUCUUGCUUCUUGGUAUUAUGAGGUCCCCACAUCUCUCUCUUCAUUUCUCUCUUUUAUAUCUCAAAAGAGACUGGCUUAAGACAAUCUAAUCUUGUAGAUCUCAUCAACAUAACUGCUGCUGAUCCAUCUCAUUAACAUCAUAAUAAUAGGAUAUUUGCAAUACAUGGGAAAAUUAUAUCAGAUAACAAAAUGGUGGCCAUUUACAUAAUACUGGGAAUCAUGGCAUAGCCAAAUUGAUACAUAUUUUGGGGGGACACAAUUCAAUCCAUGACAAGCAAUAAGAACCUAAACGAUGGAACAUUUAAAUGGAAAUAAAAAUAUAAAGGACAGAUUUUGAGGAACAACUGAAAAUGAAAAAGCUUAGUUGAGUCAUGGGAUUGAACUCCUGGCCAGCUCCCUCAGCAGAGCAUGGCGAGCCAGGUCGCCAUCUCCUCUUGAGGUACAUCAAAUCUAUUCUUCCCUGAAUAUGAGUUUAUUAUACAUGGGCCACAAUGGUUGACUCUCUAGAACAGUGAAACUCAGAGUGUGAUCCCCAGACCUGCAACAGUAGCAUUUGAGAAAUGGUUAGAAAGAAAAAGUUUAAAGCCUUAGACCCCAAAUUCUGAAUUCAAUACUCUGAGGGUGUGACUUAACAAGUUCUUCAGCUGAUUCUGAUGAAAAGAGGAGUUUGAGAACCACUGCUCUAAAAACAUAGGUGUAGAGUUUGUUUUUGUGCUAGUUUGAAGGCUUUGGAAAAUUCCCAAGGAAAAAGCCAUGUAUUUUUUUCUACUUUAUUCCUGUUAGUUGGCACAAUGUGAAAAAAUAGUAGAUAUACAAUAAACACAAAGAUACUACCUAUUUGCUCAGAGAGUAAAGGAUCCUUAAAACCAGGGAGACCACUUGUGACUUUACUCAAGUGAAAGAUUUUUGGAAGAUGUGGUGAUGGAAGAGAGAGAAGAAUAGAGAGAAAACAGGAGGAAGGAAGGGAGAGAGGAUGGGACAGAGGCAGGUGAAGGGAGAAAAAGACGAAGAGGGAAAGGGAAAAGGAAAAGAAAAGGGAAGAGAGGGACAGAGAGAAGAAAGAUUUGUGGUAUUCACUUAGUUUCACAAUAUAGAUGCUAGAAUUUCUCUGAAAUACACAAUUCUUGUAAAUCUGUUAUAUGUUCUAUCACUUCUAUCAUCAGACUCAUCAACAACAUGGCAUCAGAAAACCAAACUGGUGUAGCAGCAUUCUUCCUCCUGGGGCUCUCAGAGGAUUCAGAAAUGCAGCCCCUCCUCUUUGGACUAUUCCUCACCUUGUACUUUGUCACUGUGUUGGGCAACCUGCUCAUUAUCCUGGCCAUCAGCUCAGACUCCCACCUCCACACCCCCAUGUACUUUUUCCUCUCCAACUUGUCCUUCACUGACAUCUGUUUCGGCACCACCACAGUCCCCAAGAUGCUGGUGAACAUCCAGACACAAAGCAAGUCCAUCAGUUACACAGGCUGCCUCACCCAGGUUUGCUUUGUUCUGAUGUUUGCAGGUGUAGAAAAUUUUCUCCUUGCAGCAAUGGCCUAUGACCGCUAUGUGGCCAUCUGCCAACCACUGAGGUACACAGUCAUCAUGAACUCUUACCUCUGUGGCCUGCUGAUUCUCCUCUCCUUGUUUAUUAGUUUGGUGGAUGCCCUGCUUCACAGUCUGAUGGUGCUGCGUCUGUCCUUCUGUGCAGACCUGGAAAUCCCUCACUUCUUCUGCGAACUUGUUCAGGUCAUCAAACUUGCCUGCUCCAAUACCCUCAUCAAUGACAUCCUGGUAUAUUUAAUAACUAGCGUAUUGGGCAGUGUUCCUCUCCUUGGGAUUAUUUUCUCUUACAUUAAAAUUGUCUCUUCCAUUCUGAGCAUGCCAUCAGCUGGGGGAAUGUAUAAAGCUUUCUCCACCUGUGGGUCUCACCUGUCAGUGGUUUUCUUAUUCUAUGGAACAUCUUUUGGAGUCUGCAUUAGUUCUGCAGUUACUCAUUCUUCCAAGAACUUAGCAGUAGCCUCAGUGAUGUACGCUGUGGUCCCUCCAAUGAUGAACCCCUUUAUCUACAGCCUGAGGAACAGAGACAUGAAGGGGGCCUUGCAGAAACUCUUCUGGAGAAUAUCUUCUUUUUCUUAGUUGUGUCAUCUGCCUUAGGCUUGUGCUUCUAAAAUGAGUCAAAGUGAAAGAACACUUGGUGAAUCAGAAUGUUAGAAUCUUCCAGUAACAAGUUUUUUUUACAUUGUGAUAAUUUUUUUGUUUAUUAUUAAUUUAAAAUAUUUUUUACAUAUGUGUAUGCAUAUUUACUUGCACACUUCUGUCCUCACAAUUUUUACUUUGAUAAUUUAGUACGUUAAAAUGUUGAUUUAUUGUUUUUAUUUUUGGUAGAUAUAUACAUUUAUCAAAACAUUUGCCAUUUAUACAUUUUUUUAUUGUACCUUUCAGUGACAUUUAUCACAUUCUUCAUGUUAUUCAACCAUCACCACUAUCCAUUUUCACAGCUUUUUCAUCACUCUUAACUCAGUGUCCCCUAAGCAAUGAGUCUCCCUUUCUUUUUUCGUCCUUAAUGGCCCUGGUAACCACUAAUAAACUUCUCACUUUAUACACUUGCUUAUUCUAGGUAUUUCAUAUAAGUGGGGCUGACAUUUCACUCAGCAUAAUGUUUUCAAGGUUCAUCUAUGUUGCAGUAUGUAUUAGGACUUUAUUUCUCUUUAUGGCUGAGUAGUAUUUCAUAGUAUGUAUGAUAUUUUGUGUAUCCAUUCAUCAGUUGAUGGACAUUUAGCCUGUUUCCACCUUAUAGCUAUAAUGAAUAGUGCAGCAACGAACAUUGAUAUACAAGUAUCUGUGUUUCUGCUUUCAAAUCUUUUGCUACAACCAUCGUAUACCAUAGUGAAUAACAGUAUUUCAACAUGGAAUCUAAAUUUGCUCUCCUCUAGCUUUGUGAUGUUUGAUUGGUUGCAUACUAUGACUGGUUUCCCUCAAGGUCACCAGAUGGCUUCGUCACUUACAGGCAUCAUAUCUCAGAAAGCUGACUAUGACUUCGUGUUUUUUGUUUUUUAAUGAAGAGGUGAUGCUUCCAAUGAGUCAUUAAGAAUACAUCAUUUCAUAGCUUAUACACCUGAAUUAGGAUGUACAAGCCCCUUAUUAAACUCUUCUUUUGUGAGGAGAAUGGGAUUAUUAUGGGUGCAUUUGA